This is a messenger RNA of Coffea eugenioides, 4117 nucleotides long. Its product is annotated as protein ARABIDILLO 1-like. The coding region runs from base 1065 to 3815 and encodes 916 amino acids. Gene Ontology annotation, molecular function: protein binding. The transcript is spliced from 12 exons. The record is from RefSeq and is a predicted model, not a curated record. Lineage: Eukaryota; Viridiplantae; Streptophyta; Magnoliopsida; Gentianales; Rubiaceae.
UUGCUCCAUAAACCGCCUACAAUCAUCCAUCAAUCUGUGGUCUCUACUCGAAUUAUCAUAUGUCCCCUGAAAUAUUGUAGUAAUCCCUUCUGAAAUCUCAAGCAGCCCACCUCAUCUAGUUCCCCUUACCCCCUCUCUCUCUCCCGUCUGUAUAAUUGUAGUGGAAUAUUGGUACAUUUUUGGUUCCAACGAUUCAGUAGCAGCAAAAUUAAAAAUAGGGAGAGAGAGAGGGAGAGGAGAGGAAUUGAGGUUUGGGUGCUUUUGGGUUUUGGCCUAUAAAGCUUUUAUCUCAUCCCUCUUUCAUGCCUACCUGAAUUCUCUCCGACCCUUCUUCAGCUUUGUCCUCUUAACCCCUUUCAUUCUUCUUUUCUCAAUCCGGUUUUUGGGAUGCAAUUCAGCUGAAAGGCAAUAGAUUUGAUAACAAGCGCAGAGGCAAAUAGCUCAGGUUUCAGGGCAAAAAAAAGUUAUUAACUUUACUCGGUUAAAUGUAUAUGCGAUUGGAUAUCAUCCUUUUUCUUACUUGAAAUUUUGCUUCUUUCCUUUAGUCGCAUCGUGGGUUUUCUCUUUGGUGCAAAUGUUUAAAUUGGGUUCUGCUCAGCUGUCUCAUUUAAGUCAUCAGUGGUUUGAGAAUUAGGGUUUUUGAUGUUAGAGUUGAUUGUUUUACUGGUGUGGGAAUUUGGAUGUUAUGAUUUGAGUUAAAUGGUAUCUUGGUUUUGCUUUGUAUGAUCAUUGGAUUGUGGAAUUAGCAUUUUGUGUUGAAAAGGCGAUUGCUUCUUUGUUUGGGUGUGGACCAUCUGUGCUUUUGGAAAUUGAGUACGUUCAGGUGAAAAGAUUAUCAAUUCUAUAGUUCAUUUUGCUCCUCAUUUCAACGGCUUUGUGAUUCAAGUCUGUUUAGAUCAAAUAUAUCCCAGCUUGUCAUUGCUGCUUUUGGUGAUUACGGAUUUAAAUGCAAAGGCUCUGAGUUCUAAAACAUUUGUCAGUUGCUGGUUUUAAGUGAAGGGAUUGGAAACGUACGUUGAUAUAUCACUGGUUUGGUAACCUUGGAUUUUGUUGACUGAUUGACUAUGAGUCGGAAGGUGAGGAGGAGGUUGACCAGGAGGGGAAAAGAGAAAGUGGAUUACCCAGAUAUUGAAGAAUCUUUCGUUUUGGAUGAUAAGGGUGUGGUUGAUUGGACUAAGCUGCCAGAUGAUACAGUGAUACAGUUGUUUUCAUGUCUUAAUUACCGUGAUCGGGCGAGCUUGUCAUCGACAUGUCGGACAUGGAGAACCCUGGGGUCCUUGCCGUGCUUGUGGCAGGUACUCGAUCUCAGGCCGCAUAAAUGUGAUGCUGCGGCAGCUACUUCUCUUGCCUCUCGAUGUCGAGAUCUGCAGAAACUCCGGUUCCGUGGUGCUGAAUCUGCUGAUGCAAUUAUUAAUCUUCAAGCUAGAAGUUUGAGCGAGAUUAGUGGUGAUUAUUGCAGGAAAAUUAGUGAUGCUACACUCUCGGUUAUUGCUGCUCGACAUGAGAAGCUUGAGAGUCUCCAACUUGGGCCAGAUUUCUGCGAAAGAAUAAGCAGUGAUGCAGUAAAAGCAGUGGCCCUAUGCUGUAGUCAUCUGCGGAAACUUAGGCUCUCAGGUAUUCGUGAAGUUGAGGGAGAUGCCAUUAAUGCUUUGGCCAGGAAUUGUCCAAAUUUAAUAGACGUUGGCUUUAUUGACUGUCUUAGUAUUGAUGAGAUAGCACUGGGAAAUGUUUUAUCAGUUCGUUUCCUAUCGGUUGCUGGGACAACUAGUGUGAAGUGGUCAAUGGUUUUACAGCAUUGGAACAAAUUGCCUAACUUAGGAGGUUUAGAUGUUUCUAGGACAGAUAUAAUUCCUAAUGCUGUUUCAAGAUUAUUUUCAUCUUCACAAAGCUUGAAAGUCUUGUGUGCCUUAAAUUGUCCAGCCCUUGAGGAAGAUGCUAGCUUUGUUUCCAACACCAAUCAUAGAGGUAAACUGCUACUUGCACUUUUCACAGAUAUUUUCAAAGGAGUAGCUUCCCUAUUUGCCGAUACUACUAAACAAGAGAGGAACACUUUCUUAAAUUGGCAAAACACAACCACCAAGGACAAGAAAUUGGAUGAGAUCAUGAAUUGGCUGGAAUGGAUCCUGUCACAUUCACUUCUACGUAUUGCUGAGAGCAAUCCACAAGGUUUAGAUAAUUUCUGGCUUAGCCAAGGUGCAUAUCUGCUGCUUAGUUUGAUGCAGAGCACUCAAGAGGAAGUUCAAGAAAGGGCAGCGACUGGCCUUGCAACUUUUGUAGUCAUUGAUGAUGAGAAUGCUAGUAUAGAUGGUGGAAGAGCUGAAACAGUUAUGCGAGAUGGUGGCAUUCGUCUCCUCCUAAACCUUGCAAAGUCAUGGCGGGAGGGGCUUCAAUCAGAAGCUGCAAAGGCUAUAGCAAACUUAUCAGUCAACACCAACGUUGCAAAAGCUGUGGCCGAGGAAGGAGGUAUUGAUAUUCUAGCAAAUUUGGCUAGGUCUAUGAACAGGUUGGUUGCUGAAGAGGCUGCAGGAGGACUGUGGAACCUAUCAGUUGGGGAAGAGCAUAAGGGUGCCAUUGCCCAAGCUGGUGGUGUAAAAGCUCUAGUCGAUCUUAUAUUCAAAUGGUCCAAUGGGGGUGAGGGAGUAUUGGAGCGUGCUGCUGGUGCAUUGGCGAAUUUGGCUGCAGAUGACAAGUGCAGCAUGGAGGUUGCUUCAGUAGGAGGGGUACAUGCUUUGGUAACUCUAGCUCGAACUUGCAAAGUUGAUGGUGUGCAAGAGCAGGCAGCCCGUGCCUUGGCAAAUUUGGCUGCACAUGGAGAUAGCAACAGUAAUAAUGCAGCUGUUGGACAAGAGGCGGGAGCUCUUGAAGCACUUGUACAACUUACUCAGUCUCCUCAUGAUGGUGUCAGGCAAGAAGCCGCUGGGGCGCUGUGGAACUUAUCUUUUGAUGAUCGGAAUCGAGAAGCAAUUGCUGCUGCUGGAGGAGUUGAAGCCUUGGUUGCUCUUGCAAAUUCAUGUUCAAAUUCUUCUCCUGGUCUCCAAGAGAGAGCUGCUGGAGCUUUAUGGGGACUGUCUGUUUCAGAAGCAAAUAGCAUUGCUAUUGGACGAGAUGGUGGUGUGGCACCCCUGAUAGCAUUUGCACGAUCUGAUGCUGAGGAUGUCCAUGAAACUGCUGCUGGAGCUCUUUGGAAUCUGGCUUUUAACCCGGGUAAUGCCCUUCGUAUAGUGGAGGAAGGGGGUGUUCCUGCAUUAGUUCAUCUUUGUUCUUCAUCUGUGUCCAAAAUGGCGCGCUUCAUGGCUGCAUUGGCCUUGGCAUACAUGUUUGAUGGAAGAAUGGAUGAAGUUGCACUGGUAGGGACUUCAUCGGAAAGUACAUCAAAGACUGUUAGCUUAGAUGGAGCAAGAAGAAUGGCUCUGAAGCACAUUGAAGCUUUCAUUCUUACAUUUUCUGACCAACAAGCAUUUUCUGCUGCUGCUGUGUCAUCAGCUCCAGCUGCAUUGUCACAAGUAACAGAAUCUGCUCGAAUUCUUGAAGCGGGUCAUCUGCGAUGCAGUGGAGCUGAAAUUGGGCGAUUUGUUGUUAUGCUACGAAAUCCCUCGUCUGUUCUCAAGGCAUGUGCUGCUUUUGCCCUUCUACAGUUCACAAUCCCUGGUGGUAGGCAUGCUGCGCAUCAUGUGAGCCUCUUGCAAAAUGCUGGAGCACCUAGAGUUCUCCGUGCUGCAGCUGCUGCAGCUACUGCACCUCUUGAAGCUAAAAUCUUUGCAAGAAUUGUACUUCGAAACCUUGAGCACCAUCAAACAGAUCCCUCGUUCUUAUAAGCCUAGUAGUAAUACUCCAAUCUUUGUGCAGGCUUAUUAGCUUUAGUCGAUGAUUGUCUUCAAUCUUUUACCUUGAGUUGGCUGUGAAAAGGAAUAUUUUCAGUAGUUCUGCUAAUAGGGUUGUAUUAUAUAUUUUUUUCCCCAUAUCUUUCAGUGAUUUCUUUACAGCAUAAACAUAAUAUAGGUAUUCUUCAUAAGGGAUUGGUGCAAAAGGCCAGUGCCUUGAAAUUUUGUGUUUUAUAUGAAUCUUGAUAACAUGUUUGAUAUGUAUAUGUUAGUGACUUUUUGGGACUCCUUGACUU